Molecule: messenger RNA, 729 nt
Organism: Orbicella faveolata
Lineage: Eukaryota; Metazoa; Cnidaria; Anthozoa; Scleractinia; Merulinidae
Source: RefSeq, a predicted model, not a curated record
AUGACGGAAAAGUCUUGUCAGUUUUCGUUCUUGUUCAGUACGAGCGCGUUCUGUGGUUUUGUCGGCGAUUGUCGUGACAGUGUCAAUGCUGAGGCGGUUCUGUCUCGUCAGCGAGACUUAUCAGAAUCUGCCAAGGAUAACAUCAGAAGCAGAAUUACUUCCACGGUACAAUCAGCCUCUAUACAUGACAAUAACUUGACAAAAGACGAACAAGAAGCACUGAAACGACUGAAAAACGACAACAACAUUGUUAUACUACCAGCCGACAAAGGACGUGUCACUGUUGUUAUAACGACAAACAAACUUACGAAGAACUUAAACGUGACCCGACGCCAGCUCUUCAACUGUACCGAGACCGCUAUACAACAAACUACUGUUAAACUACCGUUACCGACAGAGGACAUCAUAGACUUACUGAACCUUUGCCUUACAUCGACUUACUUUCAGUGCAACGGUAAACACUACAUACAGUUGGAUGGAACAGCCAUGGGGUCGCCUGUUGCUGUUGUUGUCGCAGAAAUUGUAAUGCAACGUGUGGAGGAACGCGCCCUUGCAACUUGCAGACAAACGAUACCGCUUUGGUUACGCUACGUUGACGACACCUUUACCGCCGUUCACAAAGACGAAAUUGACGCUUUUCACGACCACCUAAACGAACAGAACGCCGACAUCCAGUUUACUAUAGAGAUCGAAGAAAAUGGAAAACUUCCUUUCCUAGACUGUUUGUAA